AUGUGUGCAUCUCCCAGCGGCGGCUUCCCUCUCCACCAGCGCAAGCGCGCCGGAUCCCGCGGCGGGCGGCGCAAGCCCGAGUUCUUCGAGCCGCGCGGUCCCGCAGAUGCCGGCGUUCGACCACGUGCCGGCGCCGUACACGGGGCCGCGCGCGGAGGAGGUGCUGAAGAAGCGACGCCAGUUCCUCAACCCGACCAUUUUCGCCUACUACAAGAAACCGCCCUUCCCCCGCUACCCCCCUCUUCCCCCCUUUCCUUGUCAGCAACACGUGCCGGUGAGGUGACCGCAGAGCCUCUACUAAGUCGAGGACGGCUGCGGUGCCUCCAGGACGCACAUACUAGCCAGUCUGACACCCCCCCUCCCUCCACCACCCUCCCCCGUAUUCCCCCUCCACCCACCCAAACCCCCCACCCCUCCUUCCCCGUGCCAGCUGCACGUGGUAGAGGGGCGCAUGCAGCACCUCUACACGUGGUGGAGGGGCGCAUGCAGUACCUGUUCGACGAGGACGGGCGGCGGUAUUUGGAUGCAUUCGCGGGCAUAGUGACGGUGUCGGUGGGGCACUGCCACCCGGCGUUCGUGGCGGCGGUGGCGCGGCAGAACGCGCUGCUGCAGCACACGACGAGCAUCUACCUCAACCACCAGAUCGCCGAAUACGCGGAGGAGCUCGCUGCCAAGAUGCCCAGCGACCUCAAGAAUGUGUACUUUGUGAAUUCAGGCUCAGAGGCGAACGACAUGGCACUCACCAUGGCGCGGCUGUACACGGGCAACUACGACGUGGUUGCUCUGCGCAACGCGUACCACGGCAUGUCCCCUGCUACCAUGGGGCUCACCGCCCACAGCACGUGGAAGUUCAACGUUCCUCAGGGCUUUGGCAUUCACCACGCACUCAACCCCGACCCUUACAGGGGCGUAUUUGGUGCUGACGCUGCAAAGUACGCUGCUGACGUGGACGACCUUAUCCGCUCGUCCACAUCAGGCCGCGUGGCCGGCUUCAUCGCCGAGACCAUCCAGGGGGUGGGCGGCACAGUGCCUCUGACACGUGGCUACCUGCCAUUGGUGUACGAGUCGAUCCGGGCGGCGGGGGGCGUGUGCAUAGCGGACGAGGUGCAGACGGGGUUUGGGCGCACGGGGUGGCACUACUGGGGGUUCGAGACACAGGGGGUCACUCCCGACAUUGUUACUAUGGCCAAGGGCAUAGGCAACGGGUUACCCCUGGCAGCGGUGGUAACCACACCGGAGAUCGCAGCAGUGAUGGCGCAGCGGCUGCACUUCAACACAUUCGGAGGGAACCCCGUGAGCUGUGCUGGCGGGCGGGCAGUGCUGCAGAUUAUCGAGGACGAGGGGCUGCAGGGGAACUGCGCUCAUGUGGGGGGAUACCUGCUGGGGAAACUUCAAGCACUUAAGGGGAAACACGAGGUGAUUGGCGACGUGAGAGGUGCGGGGCUGAUGCUGGGGGUGGAGCUGGUCACAGACCGGGCGGCCAAGACCCCCGCCAAGGCCGAGACACUUCAGUCCUUCGAGCGGCUUAAAGAUCUGGGCGUGCUAGUGGGCAAGGGAGGGCACUACGGGAAUGUGUUCCGCAUCAAGCCACCCAUGUGCUUCACCACGGCCGAUGCUGGUACGCACCUCAUGCAAACCAUGCACCUGAUGGGAGGAGGGUAUGAUGGCAGGGGGUGA
Messenger RNA from Closterium sp. NIES-65, 1677 nucleotides. The record is from the annotation of a GenBank genome assembly. Lineage: Eukaryota; Viridiplantae; Streptophyta; Zygnematophyceae; Desmidiales; Closteriaceae.